Bactrocera oleae (olive fruit fly) is the source of this 2792-nucleotide messenger RNA. RefSeq lists its product as uncharacterized. Gene Ontology annotation, molecular function: oxidoreductase activity. The record is from RefSeq and is a predicted model, not a curated record. NCBI's taxonomy places the organism in Eukaryota, Metazoa, Arthropoda, Insecta, Diptera, Tephritidae.
AAAUCUUAAUCCUUUUAUUAUUACCAGACAAAUAUAUCUAAGAAGGUCGUGUGAAAAUUUCAAGUCCAGCCGUUUUCGAGAGAAUUUUCCUACGACUCUGAAAAAAGCGUUUUGUGAAAAAUGAGUUUAAAGUUUUGAGAGCCGGUUACACUUACAAACAUCAUAUCUCUCAUAUCUUCUAAACUAUUUGCAGAAUCAACUUCAAAUUUUCUCAAAUGUAUGUUCAUUCGAUAUAUUAUGCAAAACAAAUUAUUUAUUUUUUUAAUGCAUAUAUAUAACUUUCUAUUAUUUUAAUUUUCUAAGCCUACACAAUAGCUAUAACCUAAACAAGCCUUUUUAAGUAUUGGAAGAUUAACUGGUCCACAUGAAUUCCCAAACCGUAAUAUAUACUUGAAAGCUAAAAAUACUAAGUAUUGAUUAAAUUCCAUAUACACAUUUCCGUACAUACUACAUAUGUACUACCCACAGUAACUACAUAAAUAAUUUAAAAAUGCAUUUUAAAUUUGCUUUGCUCUCCAUCAACCAGCGCAGAUAUUCACAAUAGCUAAAGAGACUGCGAAUUCUCUCGAGUUCUUUCUAGUGACCAAACGUAAUUUUUCAGUGACUUAUACUAGAGAACGUUCUUCUAAGUUCUCUGCUUAUACUACAAAUGAAAAUUGUAACAAAUACGUAAGAUAAAUAAACAAAUAGUACUUCGUAAGCGCUUAAGCGAGCAAUUUUUCAAGAAAGAGACUAUAGGGAAUGAGAAAAUGUAUUUUAGUUUCGCAUGUUCCCGAAACGUUUCGGCGGUGCCAAUGUUCUCAGCGAUGGUUACAUGGUUGGCUGUGCGGUCAUACAAUAUAUACAUACAUGUUACUUGAAUAAUUUUUAGCAUUAGACACGGCAAUCAUCAGUGGGCAACAAGAGCUGGACGCAGGCACUAUACUGGGUAGAGUGUGGUUGGAGCAUUUUGUUUUUUACUAGCUGCUAUCUUUACGACUCUUUGCGUGCCAGAGAAAAUUGAAGACAUUUUUUUUUAACAAAAGAAAAAACAACAAAUUCGCCACAUAAUCAUCACAGCUGAUUAGUCUCUCAGCAAAAUAAAGUGCUAAUUUUUGAUAACAAAUAGCUGCUGUAUCUGAUUUUGUUUUUGAUUUGUCUGAGCAGAUUUUGGUACCAAAAGCAAAAUGACAUCUUUGACUUUCUUCAGCCUACCGACUCGCACGAUCAAUAAUGCACAGUGGCAUUGUUCAUCAUCUGUACUUAUCAAAUAUUUACGUGGAAAUGUACAAGACAAGACAUCUAACCACCCGUCCAAAGUUGUUUUUACCAGAAACUUCAAUAGCUUAACUGCCGGCAGUAAAAUGCCUCGUGAAAAGCAAUAUCAGCUUACAUCCGUGGCUGGGACUGCGAAAAAUGCUUAUAACGAUAACCGUCGCAUUUCCCACCGAAAAAUGUCGAGUGUUCAACAACCCAAAUUGGUGGCGGUCGCCGAGUCCAAGCGUUUCAUGACCGACUGCUUUCUGGCCGUCAACGUGCCCAAGGAUCAUGCUGAGGCCAUGGCCGAUCUGCUGGUUGGUGCUGAUUACCGCGGUCACUUCAGCCACGGCAUGAAUCGGCUGGAAAUGUAUAUUAACGACUUGGCGAUAAACUCGACCGAUGGUGGUGCCAUACCCGAAAUCCUUAAGGAAACUCCCUCCACUGCAUGGGUGGAUGGCCGCAAUGGUUUGGGCGUAGUUGUGGGUAAUUUCUGCAUGGAUUUGGCUAUUAAAAAAGCGAAAGCGGUUGGUGUCGGUUGGGUAUGUGCCAAGGGCUCGAAUCACUAUGGCAUCGCCUCAUGGUAUGUGCUUCGUGCACUGAAAGAGGGUUUAAUGGGCAUAACCACGACGAACACAUCACCACUAAUGGCGCCGACACGUUCAAAAGAGGCUGCUUUAGGCACGAAUCCAAUAUCAUUUGGUGCACCCGCUAAGGAUGAUAAAUUCCUAUUGGAUAUGGCUACCACUGCCGUCGCCGUGGGUAAGAUCGAAAUCCAACGUCGCAAAGGUGACCCGUUGCCCGAUGGCUGGGCGCAAGAUCCAACAGGCAAUCAAACAAAUGAUGCUGAACUGGCUUUUAGCACGGGCUGUUUAAUGCCACUCGGUGGCCCGGAAAUCUCCUCCGGUUACAAGGGUUAUGGUCUAGGCGCUAUGGUGGAUAUACUCUCUGGUGUCUCAGCGGGCGCCAACUACUCGACGAAAGUGCGUAAGUGGACGCAUGCGGGCGCAAAUACAGCCGCCGAUUUGGGUCAAGUGUUCAUUGCUGUGGAUCCCAGUUGCUUCGCGCCUGGUUUUGAAGAUCGUAUGACGGACUUUAACGGCCGUCUGCGUGGCUGCGAACCGACCGACCCCUCCAAGCCCGUCUUGGUCGCUGGUGACAAAGAGGACUUGAAUAUGAAAGCGGUGGACAAAGCUGGCGGCAUUCAGUAUUUGGAAAAUCAACUAAAGACUUGUGCGGCUUUAGCCGAACGCUUAAAUAUUAAACCGUUAAGCUUUAAUUAAGUAACAAAAGACAAACAUACAUAUAUAUUUUAAAGCUUAACAGUGGUUGCAUUUAAUAUAUGUAUAUGUAAUUGCAUUUGCUGUAGAAUUUAAGCCGGUUUUACUGGCUUCAAAUAUGUACCGUUGUGUACAUAUGUCAGUGCUAACAUAUCCAUGAUGUGCCUAUUGAUUAUAAAAUUUAAGAUGUAAAUUUUUUUUUUUUUGUUAUGGCAUUUGAAGCGCAUUUCACUUUUACUGUUUUAAUACAUAUAUAUAUAAUAAUUUAUGAAAAAC